AUGACCGACUCAAGUUCUUUAACUCCUACUUCUCACGAUGAUGAUAGUUUCAAUAUUUUAUCAAAUGUUGAUACUAUUGAAGAAUCAAAUGAAAAUAUGUCUCAUGUAACAUCUCCUUCUAUUCAACGACAUGAUGACAAAAUUGAUAUUAAUCAAGAAAAUGUUGUUAUGUCAGAAUUCUCAUUCUUUUAUAGACCAUGCAACGAUUUUCAAAUUUAUCAUGUCGUCUGUAAAGAAAAAACUUCUGACGAAAUUGUAUCUCGAUUAUUAUUAAAUAAUUGCUUAUAUUCAUCUCAUUAUCUUUUUUCAAAUGAUCUUUUUGUGUUCUAUUUUCAACAACCGAAUGAUAAAAGAAUUUACCAAAUAGCCUGCGAAAUGCAAGAUGAGCAUCGACAGCAACAACAACAACAACGACACCAGGAAUUUUCCGAUAGACACAAAGAAAAUUUGGAGUUUCAUUUGAAACAGUUUCUUUUUGAUUAUUUGACUCCAAAAGAAGAUAAUUUUAUUGAUGAAAAUAAUUUGUGA
This is a messenger RNA of Rhizophagus irregularis DAOM 181602=DAOM 197198, 528 nucleotides long. The record is from RefSeq and is a predicted model, not a curated record. Lineage: Eukaryota; Fungi; Glomeromycota; Glomeromycetes; Glomerales; Glomeraceae.